AUACUUAAAAUAUUAAAUAAUGCUGAGAAAAAUCUCAAUGAUAGUAGUGAAUUUAUUGGAAACAGUAAGGAUACUGUAAAAAAUGCUAAAAAUAUAUUAACUAACAAUGAUGUACUUACUAGCAAUGAUAUUUCAUAUUUAAAUAAAUCAUCGUCAUCAGACAAUUUAGCUAUCACUGAAAAUUCAGAUGCCGAAAGUGUUGCUGUUGUUAAUGAUACUCAGGUAACAGAAAAUAUAUCUACAACAGUUAAUGAUUCAACUGUAAGAGAAAGUAAUUCAGACUUUUCAAAUACCAAGAUAUAUACAAUUGAAAACAUUGUAAAUAGCAAAAAAUAUGAUGCAAACCCUUUGCUAGAAUUAAAAAAUAAAAUACAUUUGACAAAAAAUAUUGAUGAAACUAAAUCUAUAGAAAGUCCAUCUAAUAGUAAUAUAAAUAAUAGUGAAAUGGUCGAUAUUUGUUCCAAUGGUAUUGAUCAACAUUUUGAAGUCAUAGAUUCUGUCAAUAGUUCUAACCUCGGUUCUAACAUUUCAUUAUCUGAUUUAACUAAUUUACCUGAAGAUAUCAGUAGUAUUAAAAGUGCAGUAAAGCAGAUUACCAAAGAGAGUUCACCACAGUUUUUAAAAUUGUAUAAUAAUAAAGAAUUGACUUGUGAGCAAUUUGAGAGCAUGUGUUCACAGAAAGUUACUGAAAUAAUGGCAUCCGAGUUAUUCUGGGGUAAUAACGUUUUUUCAGAACUUAAGUUGUUGAAGGAAAAUGAAAAACUCUGGCAUGAAAAAUGUUGUUCGCUAAAUGAAGAAUUUAAAGAAUUAAAGCAUUUUUUAAAUAUUCAUAAACAAGAGGGAUGUAGUAUGAAGUUACCAAAACAAGCGAUUUCUUUGCCAAGACCUGAUUCAGUAAGUAUUGCUGUUGAAGAUGAUGAUGAUGAUGUUGUUGAAUUAGAAUUUGAAACGGUAGAAUCUGCUAGUUCAUCAACUUCAAAAAUUACAAAUACGACUAAAAAAAAGAAUGGUGAUUCGGAAAAAACUAUUACUUAUUUAGAGCUAUCUAAGAAUCCAUCAUCAUCUUCCUCAAGUUUUAUAACUGGAACAGCUUCACGCUCUCCUCGACGAACAAGUGUUUUAAAUAAAUAUACCAUAAAUACAAGUCCAAAUUCCCAAAAACUUAAACCAAUUUUAACCGAAGUGUCACCUCCAGUACCCGGAAUUCCAAAUCAAAGGAGUCUUUCUACAUGGAAAGGAUUACCUCCCGCACCUCAUUUGACCAUUUUAAAAUCACCAGAAGUGCAAAAUAUGCCUCAAGCAUUAGUGCUCUCGUGGACUAUGAAUGUUAAUGGAACAAUUGCAGAAGUAAUAAGUUAUCAGAUUUAUGCUUAUCAAGAGACACCCGAUCAACCACCUAAUAUUGACUUAUGGAAGAAAAUUGGUGAUGUAAAUGCUCUUCCUCUACCAAUGGCUUGCUCACUUACUUAUCUUUCAAAUGGUCAAAAAUAUCAUUUUAUAGUAAGAGCUGUUGAUGUUUACACUCGUGUUGGGCCAUUUAGCACACCGGAAAGUAUGUAUUUGAAAUUAAUUUAAUGUUAGGCAUUAGCAAGUUAAUGUUAAACAUGUGAAUUAAUUUAUAAUAUUAUACCUAAGAAAAAAUAAACCACAAUAUAUUAUAAAAAUUUUUUUAUGUUUUUUAAAUUUACUUAUAUAUUAUAACUAAAAAUGAAUAAUUAAUAACACUUGACACUGUCAUUAACUUAUACUAAUAUUUCUAUAUUGAAUAAAAUAACAGAUGAGUAAAAAGUACUACAAAACUAUGAAUAUUUUUGAUUUAUUACUUUAUAAACAUUAUAUUACUAAAUUGCACCUCAUUAUAGCCUAAUGUGACCAUAUGGUAACAUCUGUUUUCUCGGAAAUAGCCUAAGGAAAAAAUUUUGAAGCAUUUUAUUUGUGUUCUAGUUAUCUACCAGACUCUAAAAUUGUAAAAAAAUUUUCAAAAAAAAAUUCAGACUUUUGAUGGUUAAGAAGCUAAUCUCCUACCAUAAUGUUUUUUACUUCAUGAGGUUAUUAGGGGACUGUGAACCAAAAAAGUUUGAGAACCCCUGGUAUAUACAAUAAUUUAUCAUUAAAUUAAAAUUUAACACAUCCAUUACAGUGCCUACUCAAUGACGAAGUAUACAAGACUUCUGCUGAACAUUAGAUGCAUUUUUUUUUUAAAUUACUGUGGAGAACUACGAACACAUUUUAUAAAUAA
Acyrthosiphon pisum (pea aphid) is the source of this 2239-nucleotide messenger RNA. RefSeq names its product activating transcription factor 7-interacting protein 1. Gene Ontology annotation, molecular function: protein binding; transcription coregulator activity. Bases 445 to 1575 code for a protein of 376 amino acids. Gene Ontology annotation, biological process: regulation of DNA-templated transcription. Gene Ontology annotation, cellular component: transcription regulator complex; nucleus. The transcript is spliced from 8 exons. The record is from RefSeq and is a predicted model, not a curated record. Lineage: Eukaryota; Metazoa; Arthropoda; Insecta; Hemiptera; Aphididae.